Messenger RNA from Encephalitozoon intestinalis ATCC 50506, 8457 nucleotides. Its product is annotated as Willebrand factor type A domain-containing AAA ATPase. Gene Ontology annotation, biological process: rRNA processing; ribosomal large subunit assembly. Lineage: Eukaryota; Fungi; Microsporidia; Unikaryonidae. Gene Ontology annotation, cellular component: preribosome, large subunit precursor. The record is from RefSeq and is a predicted model, not a curated record. The coding region runs from base 1 to 8457 and encodes 2818 amino acids. Gene Ontology annotation, molecular function: ATP hydrolysis activity; ATP binding. The transcript has a single exon.
AUGAAACAUAAGAAGCAAAAAACGGGCGAGGCCAGAGUUGGAUCGUUAGAGAAGUUUGAAAGACUAGCCCGAGAAGCUGUAGAUCUCAAGGUUCCGGUUGGAGUGUAUGGGGAGGUUGGAAGAUCCUCAUUGGUAAGUAGGCUUCAUUCAGGGAUUUAUAGCAAAGGUGGACGGUUGGUUGAGAUUGAUUCUCGAGAAAUAACUGAUGCAAGAACAUUAGGAGGUUUCUAUGCAGUCAAGGAAGGAGAUGUUGAGUACAUGAAGGGAUUACUGAUUGAGUCUAUGGAGAGAGGAGAUUGGGUUUUGUUCAAAAGAAUUGAUAAGAACCAUGGGCUGAUGCAAUAUCUUUUUACGGUAGUAAAGUACAGAAGGCUGCUGGGAAACGAUGGGAGGGAGGUUCUUGCACAUGAAGAUUUUAGGAUAUUCUUUACUUCCAAUGAUAUAUUGGAUAUGGAUGACAUUGUGUUUGUAGGGCCACUUGGGUUUAUGUUUGAAGAAGCAAUGAUGAUGUUUGAGAUAGCAUGUGUUAGACAGCUUCUUAUGAAAGUUUUCGAAGUUAUUUCUACUCACUGGAAGGGGUGUUCGAAGGAGAAAGGAGAGGAAUGCCAGAGAAGUUGCCUUAAAAUUGCAUGCAAGAACAACGGAUGGUGUUUGUUUAAGGAAUCCACAGUUUGUGGAGCCCAUUUCCGAUCUCUCCAGAGAAUUAAGAAGAGACUUGAAGGCAGUAACGGAACUAAAACAGAGGAGCGAGUAAAGGUAUAUCAAUCAGUAUGCAAUGUAUUGCUUAGACACGAUUCGGAUUCUUUAAGAUAUCUUCUUGCAUUGACUGAUAUUCCAGAUAUUUCACUUCAUGGAUUAGACUUUGCUAAAACUAGUUCUGUUGAAUGGGGCAUCUUCAAUCUUCUAUGGAACAUUAAAAACAGAGACCACACCUUAUUAAUUGGAGAUACAGGGGUGGGAAAGACCUCAAUGAUUCAGUAUCUCAGCUCGAAGUCCCAUUUCUUCUUGGGAGUAGCGACCAAGUUAAGGGUUGUAAACAUGUCGGCAGACUUUGAUGGAACGGAUUUAAUUGGAGGAUAUGGGACUCUAGACAUCAACAAGGCUAUAGAGAGGAUAUGUAAUCAGGAACGGCUAAGCACACCAGUCUGUUAUGGAAACAAAGAGAAGCUCGAAUAUCUGAGGGAGAAGCUUUCUCUUCGAAAAGAAGAUGGGUUAAAACAUGAAGGGGCUAUCAAAAAGAUUGAUGAUCUUCUCAAACUACUAGAAAAAAAGGUGCAUUUUGUCUAUAAAAAGGGAAUUCUUACAGAAUGUAUGGAAAACGGAGAAUGGCUGCUUCUUGAUGAAAUCAACCUUUCCUCUGAAGAGACACUUGACCUGAUAGACGGGGUCUUGGGUAAGAAGGAAAUACUCCUCUACGAAAGUGGAGACUUGAGGCCACUUGAAAUUCAUCCGGGAUUUAUGCUAUUUGGAUGUAUGAAUCCUGGGGGAGAUUUUGGAAAGAAGAAGUAUGAGGGGGUUGAAUUUAAUAGCGUGCAUAUUCAUGAUUUCAGUACUUCGUUGAAGGAUAUUAAUCUUGUGAUUCAUUCUGUGCUUAAGUAUGAGAUCUCCGAAGAAAGAAAGAGCAAGAUAGGGGAAUUCUUUUUGGAAUUGAAGAACAAGGUUAGAAAGGGAGAGCUUGGGAAUAUAGUUGAGCCCUUGAUAAGCGGAAGAAGCCUUGUUCGAGUUUUAAACUUUAUCAGAAGAAGAGCAGAGAAGGGGUUUGAGCAGUCUGUAUGGGAGGGAUUUGAUUUGUUUGUGUUCACACAGCUGGACUUUGUUAGCCGUUCUAUUGCAAUUUCUCUCCUGUCGAAGUACUUUGCAACCCAAUCCUUGAGUGUUGAAAGGACAAAAGUUAAAGAUGGAUUUGUUCUAACACACAGGAUUCAAACAUAUCUGAGAAUAAUGGAGCUAGGGGUUCUAUCUAACUGCCCAUUGCUUCUACAGGGGGAUACAUCUACAGGGAAGACAAGCAUGGUUUUGUUUCUAUCCAAGGAGAUGAAUAAGCGUGUUAUCAGGAUAAACAACCACGAACAUACGGAGGCUUCUGAUUACAUUGGUAGCUUUACUUGCACCAGCAGAGGAGUUGAAUUUCAAGAAGGAGUUCUUGUGACAGCAAUGAGAAGAGGAUAUUGGGUUAUUCUUGACGAACUAAAUCUUGCAUCUAGUGAUGUACUUGAGGUGUUGAACAGACUUUUAGAUGACAAUAAGCAGAUAUACAUUCCUGAAAUAGAUGAGGUUGUUGUUCCUCAUGAAAACUUCCGAGUGUUCGCUACGCAGAACAUAGGGUAUGGAGGUAGAAAAGGAUUGAGCAAAGCAUUUAGAAAUCGGUUUGUUGAAAUGUUUUUCAAUGAAGGAGGGGAAGAAGAGAUACUAGAGAUUCUUCAUGGAGGAUCGGGGCUUCCUAAGAGCUUCUGUAAGAAGAUGGUUGAAGUUUAUAGUGGACUUAGAUCGAAAAGAAGUGUUAAUGCUCUAGUGACCCUUCGAGAUCUUUUCAAGUGGUCUGGAAGAGUGCCCAGAAGCUUAAGCGAGGUAUGUUUUCUAGGAAUGAGUAUAAUAUAUGAAAGACAAAGAGAAGAAAAAGACAGAAGAUGGGUAUUCCAGGUUUUUUCUGAGUCUUUCGGGGAAGUAGAAGUGGAAAGGUAUGGAAGGAUUAUCACAGGAAAAGAAGAUAAGGAAGAGAUAGUAAUUGGUAAAAAGGGAACCAACUUGAAGGAUUUAUCCCUAGCAGCCGAAGAACUUUAUGGAAAGAAGCUCGUGUUUACCGAUACAUUCAGGAAAAUGAUUAGUCUGACGGUUCUAGCAUGGGAAAGUAAAGAACCAAUUUUGAUUGUUGGAGAGACUGGAAUAGGGAAGACAAAAAUAUGCGAUGUGGUCAGCUCGUUGUUCAAGACAAAGCUGAUUACUUUAAGCAUGCAUAGAGGUAUAGAGAGCUCUGACUUCAUCGGGAAUUUUGUUUUUGAGAAUUCAAAGGUGGUAUGGAAGGAUGGGCCUCUUGUCAGAGCAAUGAAGAACGGAGAAGCAUUCCUGAUUGACGAAAUCAAUUUGGCGGAGGAUUCUGUGCUUGAACGACUCAACAGUGUUUUGGAACCACAGCGCACCCUAUACAUAACGGAGACAGGAAAAGAGGUGGUUGCACACGAAGGAUUUCGAAUACUGGCGACUAUGAAUCCAGGAGGGGAUUUUGGAAAAAGAGAGUUAAGCCCAGCACUUAGAAAUAGAUUUUCGGAGAUGUACUUUGAAGUCUCCUCGGAUGAGAUUCCUCUGGUAUUUGAUCAUCUCAUAGAUAAACGGCUUGAAGAAGUAGGUAUGCCAAAGGAGAGCAGAGAUAUGUUCAAGUCUUUGGCGAGGUCACUUGAUACGUCUAUCAGGAAGCUUGAACUUGUGGUUGAUUUUAUAUACAGGCGCUAUACUGGGAGAUUUGAAGAGGUUGUUUGCAUGGAGAUGUUUGAUGCAAUAAGUGCAUGGAGAGAAGCACUAGAAAUUAUCGAGGCGAACAGUUCUGAAAUAGAGACGAGAUACAUUGAAAACGAAAAGAUGUUUGGGGCGUUUCCAUACCUAGUAGGAUACAAAAACCCAUCCUCAUUUGAUUUUGAAUCUAAAACACCUACUUUAAAUCUUAGGAGAGUACUCCGAGCGAUGGGAUUGGGAAGAGGAAUUAUGCUGGAGGGAGAUCCUGGAAUAGGAAAGACAAGUAUAGUGCAGGAGAUAGCGCGAAAGAUGGGGAAAAAGUGUAUUAGAGUGAAUCUAAGCGAGCAAACGGAGCUAUGCGAUCUGAUCGGAAGUUAUCUCCCAAUUGACGGGGAAAUCCGCUUUGUAGAAAGUGAGUUACUACACAGUCUUAGGAACGGAGGAUGGAUAAUUCUUGACGAGAUUAAUCUUUGUACUCAGAGUGUGAUUGAAGGAUUGAAUUCUGUGCUAGACUACAGAAGAAAGCUCUUUAUACCUGAAGUCACAGUUGAUGUUCAUAGGGACACCCGAAUAUUUGCAACUCUCAAUCCAUGCAGCUCUAUAAAUGGACGAAAGAUGCUUCCAAAAAGCUUUCUUGAUAGGUUUGUAAGAAUCAAGAUGGACGGGUACACGGCGGACGACAUUGCACAAAUCCUCCACAAGAUGUUUCCAAGACCUGUGAUAGUGAGUUCGGCCAGUCUAAGAGAAAAUAUCCGAGCAAAUCAAAUGGGGAGUUUGGAAUCUAAGAAUAUUAACUAUUUUAUAGAUGAGUCUAUUGUUAGGAUUGGAUCUGCUCACAUCCAAAGAAAGGGAGGAAACCUGGAUUUUGUACUAGUUCAUUCGCAACUCCAGCAGAUGGAAAUGAUCAUGAAAUGUGUGGAGAUGAAUAUUCCACUUGUUAUAUCUAGAGGAGUGGGGAGAGAUUCAUUACUUCGGUUUGUAUCUUCUGUGUUUGGGCAGGAAAUGAUGCUCUUCAACUGCCAUAAGGAUACGGACGUGUGUGAUCUUCUCGGGCAAUACCAAAAGAUGGAAAAUGGAAUGUUUGAAUGGCGUGAUUCUGCAAUUGUGCAAGGGAUAAAAAGAGGAAUGAUUGUUGUCUUUACGGGAGUUGAGUUUGUAGAGAAAUCUGUUUUUGACCGGUUAAAUCCUUUGUUUGAAUCGGAAAGAAUAUUGAAUAUAUAUGAGAGAGGGAUUGACACAAAUGUUGUAGUUAAUCCAUCGACACGAUUAAUUCUGUUAGUAAAAGAGCCCAGUAUGCUAUCACCGGCACUACUUGAUAGAUGUAUGCAUGUGGAAUUGAGUGAUAGACUCGACUAUAUUGAUUUGUGGAAGUUGUUUGUAAGGCAAUCCAACUCUAGUUCUGUCUUUCAUGAAGACUUUUAUGGUCUCUCUAUGGACCGCAGCCAAAUUGAUUUUGGAUUGGAUUUAAAGAGAUUGAGGUUGUUGGAGGUAUGGCCUAGUUUUCUCGGCAGACAUCUUUGUGGUGUAUGGAAUGCUUUGGAGGAAUCUAGGAUUGACGAGAUGUUCCAAUUCCAAAGAAAAAACAUAGAAAAUUAUGAGAUAGAUUUUGAAAUUCUUCAUUUCUACAACAAGAUCCGACUUUAUGUUGAAACACCAGACGACGAUGUGUCCAAAAUUAACCUACUUAAAAGCAUUUCUACCAUGAGCUCUGAAGAUCGGAAAGCAGUGGCAUUUAUCAAGUCUGCAGAUCUCUCGAUCUUUAGCCGUUUUCAUGAUCAAGGAGGGUGUUCUCUUAACUUCCCGAAAUCAUCCAGAGAUCUAAAAGUAAAGGCCAUCAGGUGCCUUCGAGAUAAGAAGUUUUCUGAUUACAAAAAGUUAAGAAUGAUUGUGGAGCAGCUUCCGGAUGUGGAAUGGCUUCUCCAUUCCGACUUCGAUAUGUUUUUCUUUGAGUUUAUCGAAAGAUGCUUAAAUGAUCCUCUGGAGAUGGUAAGGAAAGGAUUGAUAGCAGAGAUGAAUGAGUUUGAAAACAAAAGCCUUUCGGAGAUAUAUGGUACUAUGAAGAAUAUGUACAAAUAUGGAAAGGGAUCUAUAGAGAAGAUGGUGGAUAGAUAUGAAAAGGGUAUCCAGGAAUAUAAGGCCAAAAUCCAGGAGAUUGAAGGAAGGAUGAACAGAGACUACCUGAAGUUUAGGAAUUCCUUAAGAGGCCUAGACUUUUGCUCAUAUAUGUGCGGAGAUAAGGCCUUAUACUCAGAAUUCGAUGAUAUUUUGGACUAUUAUUUGAUAUACUUGUUUUAUAGGUGGUCAAACGGAGAAGGAUGCUCGGGAAUGUGUAAAAUCAAGCGCAUAGGGGUAGAUUGUACGAAAUACGGGGACAGAAAUAGUGUUGAAGAAGAAUCUGGAGACUAUGCGAGCUAUGGUAUCCUGUGCUUAAACUUAAUUGACCGCGGUUUGGAGAUUCUUCCACUCUUAGGGAAGAUUGACUGCAAGUCUUUAGGACAUGAAUUUUCAAGAUAUCUAAACUCGUUGUACUACUCGAGGUCGGUGGACAGACAUAGUUUGAUUUUGGAGGGAAUUAUAUUCGACAGAAGGAUACAUGUCAAGGAAGCCGAUUGGAUUGAUCAUCUGUUAGAGUUUAAGGAAAAAGAUCUGAACAGGUGCCUAAUGUUAGUGUUCAAAGUCAAGGGAAGGGCUCAGAUUAUUGAAAGGGAAACAACCCGUUUGGAAAUAGAAGAGAAGUUGGUCGACCUUAUGGAUCAAGAAAUGCUAGAGCUCCCUAUAUUCACAAGCAUUGGGUAUCUCAUGGAAUAUGGAAGGAAAAAAGUAGAUUCUGAAGACUACGAAGCUCUUCUACAGAAGGACAUAAGUAACGCAGACUCAGACUCGGAUAAGAUCUUGGAAUCGACAAUAGUUAUAUCAGGACAUCGGGACAAGAGAAAUUCCAGUGCUGAUAAAGAGUUUGGACUCCAUUCCAUAAUGGAAGCCUUAGAGAGAUUUUAUAAGGAUACGUCUGUCUGUGACAUAGAGAGAAACUACAAGUACUUUCUGUACCUAAUCACAACGCCAUUUGACUUUGAGAUGGCUGAAAGAUAUUUUCUGGACUGUUCUGUUUAUGAGUUUGUGGACAGGAUUAGACAUGCACGGGAAAUGGCAGUUAAGAAUGAAGACCCCGUUUUCUACAAUGUGACUUUGAAGUACGUUUCAUUUGAAGUAGAAAGUGCUUAUGAAGAUAGAAUUCGAGAUGCUAAGUCGAAAUUAAGGAAGGAACCCAAGCUAUUUAGAAAGACCCUGGAGGAUUUGAAGAAGUUCCUUAUAUUACCUGUCACAAAUGUUCUAAAUCUUAAGUUUCCUCAACCGUAUCCUCUUUGCCAGGGAUAUCAUCCCAAUGUAUGUGCAAGCCUCCUUAGGGAGAGAUCGGAUUGCGAAUGUGAGGAUUGGAUUGAGUUUUCAAAGAAGUUUGACCGAAAAGAAGUUGAAAGAAUUUUUGAAAACAACAAAGUGAAAAAGAAAGAUGUACUUGGGCGCUUCCUUAACAGGAUGCCUGAAAAGAUGUUUUCUAACUCCGAAGUAUGCCUAGGUAAGAUUGUUAAUCAAAUGACAGAGGACAGAGCAAUAAUGGGUCUUACUCUUGCAUGUAUCGAGAAUCCAUACAUCCCACUUAUGUAUUUCACAUUUAUAUUUGGGCGUCGAGAAGAAGAGGUUUCCGAGGAGGAAACAGGAAUGAAGAGCGGAACGGGAAAUGUCAAUGUGAGUGACCAAAUUAAACAUGAAGAUGAGAUAGAUGAUGAGUAUGGAGAGCGAGAGAAAGUAAGUGAAAGUGAUGGGAUAGAUUUUGACAAUGAUGGAAGUGUCUCGACGGUUUCCGAGUCUGAGGAAGAAGAAUAUGAAAGCGGAGUAGAUGGAUACAAUGAAGAAGAGAGUGAAAAAGAUGAAAAUGAAAACGAAGAAGAACUCAAGAAUGAACAAGAUACAGAAAUGGAUGUUGAAGACGAGGGCUUUGGAUCGGAGAAAAGUGAAGAUGGAGGAGAAGAACAAUUGGGUCCAGAUGUCUCAGAAGAAGAUACAGAUGCUAGUAAUGUCUUGGACAGCACGGAAUCAGAAAGUGAAGGAGAGGCAAAGUCACAAAAUGAAGAAGAUUCCAACUUCCACAACGAGCCUAAAACAAGCGAAUACCAAUUUAAAGAAGGAAUUCUUAACAAGAAUCAGACGUGUGAGGUUGCAGACAAUUACGACAGAUAUGUUGCAGGGAAUAACCAAGAGGAUCGAGCACUUUGUCAAGGAGAGGGGAAUGAAAAGAUUUCAGGAGAUGAAGAUUCUGGAAGUGGAGAUGCAUUUGAAUCUACUGUAAGAAUUAGAAUAGAGGAAGAGGAUUGUACUAAGUUGACGAAUAUGCUCAAGAUAAUUAUGGAGUCAAGAAAGGGAAGCAAGUACAAAGGAGACUUUAAGAGUGGAAAGAAGCUGAACAUGAAGAGGUUGGUUCCGUAUAUAGCCAGUGGAUUCAGAAGAGAUAGGAUUUGGAUGAGGCGCCAAAGAAAUGAUAAGAAGGAUUAUAUCCUUCGCUUAUUUAUUGACAACAGUAAGAGUAUGUAUAACCAGGAGAUGAUUGACACUCUUUUGUCUCUAUAUUCGAAGAUAAACAAAUCCUUCUCUCUGCUUGGGAUACCGGUUGAAGUUUAUAGAUUUGGCGAACUCCUGGAAAGAAGUACGGUAGAAGAAAUGAGAUUCAGUGACUCCCAAACCAUGAUCGACUGGAUCGACGAGUUUGAUGAUGGAAUCAACAUUAUUUUGACCGACGGUCUCUUCCAGAAUGUAGGACAUCAUCACCCCAACUUCCUAGUCCUGCUGAUCGACAAAUGCAACGUCAAGAGAAUGUCUAAAGUAACUGUUUCGGAAGGAUCCGUGUUUGUCCAGAGAUACCUAGAUACCUUCCCUCUUAAAUAUUGCAUUAUUUCAAGUGUAGAUGAACUUGAGUCUACAUUCGUGAUGGCAUUAAGCGAACUUAUUAGUUCCUAA